CGGCGGCAUGCCUGGUGAUCCCAACGACCCCAACAGCUUGACCAAUUCUUUCAGUCAAAGUACACAAGCCACGUUUCAGAUGAUUGAAAGUAUUGUGGGCGCAUUCGGUGGAUUCGCUCAGAUGCUUGAGAGCACCUAUAUGGCAACUCAUAGCUCAUUCUUUGCAAUGGUGUCUGUCGCAGAGCAGCUCGGUAACCUGCGUACUACCUUGGGUUCGGCCCUCGGAAUCUACACUAUGAUUCGGUGGUUUAAAACGUUGAUUGCUAAGAUUACCGGCCGCCCUCCCCCGGCGGAUGCCACUUCUCUGACUCCCGCCGCCUUUGCGGCAUUUAUACACGGUCGGAGUUCGCCGGCUACCCUUCCGGAUGGCUCUCCCGCACCCCCUAAGCCAUCGAAGAAGCCAUUCAUUAUGUUCCUCGUUGCUGUAUUCGGACUUCCUUACCUAAUGAGUAAACUCAUCAAAUCACUUGCCCGCUCCCAAGAGGAGCGCCAGAAGCUCAUGGUUGGGCCAAACGGCGAACCCGUACAACAGGCACCAAUGGAUCCUUCGAAACUCGACUUCUGUCGGGUCCUGUACGACUACACCCCUGAGACUCAGGAGGCCAACGGCAUUGACUUGGCCGUGAAGAAGGGCGAUAUCGUCGCUGUUCUUAGCAAGUCAGAUCCCACGGGCAACGCAUCGGAAUGGUGGCGAUGCCGUGCUCGGGACGGCCGUGUCGGGUACCUUCCCGGGCCAUAUUUAGAGACUAUCCAGCGGAAGCCACAACAACAGGCGAUCACAUCGGGCGGCGAAGCAAGCAGUCGUACCAACAGCAUGCAAGCUCGCGUCUCGGAUGAAAUCCCGGCAAACGAAAAGAAGCCUGAACUUAAAGGAAAGAUGGGUGACAUCUCCCCAGAAAGCUUCCAGAAAAGUGCAUUUUACUCGUAAUGCCUGAGCGGAUUUGAUAUGCCAUGUCUUUCUUUUUUUUUUUUUUUUCUUUACUUCUAUCAUUAGUCCACGAGCAGGAGGUCAUGUCGGGUUGACUCCCUUGCAACAUGGAUCUUACUACUAAUGGGCGGGACCUCAUGACUACUUCACUACUGGAUAUUCAAGCGUUUGGGUGCUUAGAGGUAUACGGAUUCGUUUGCAUGUUUCAUGUUUUCCAUUUUCUUUCUCGCGUUUUUUCCCUCAUGUUCCACGGUUUCAGCGGCCAGAUGACUAUUUAUAUUAUUUAUCACUUCAUACCGUGUACAGAUUACCAUUAUUUUUUUUGUUAUCAGGGACAAAUUUUUACCGGUUGAUCGAAGCCACACACAACUUCACACAAAAGUAAGAACAAUGCCUAUGUAA
Messenger RNA from Aspergillus pseudotamarii, 1330 nucleotides. RefSeq names its product peroxin PEX13 (gene pex13). The coding region runs from base 8 to 928 and encodes 306 amino acids. The record is from RefSeq and is a predicted model, not a curated record. Lineage: Eukaryota; Fungi; Ascomycota; Eurotiomycetes; Eurotiales; Aspergillaceae. Gene Ontology annotation, molecular function: protein binding. The transcript is spliced from 2 exons. Gene Ontology annotation, cellular component: peroxisomal membrane; peroxisomal importomer complex; peroxisome. Gene Ontology annotation, biological process: protein import into peroxisome matrix, docking.